CUAUCCAGAUAGGGUAAAGUCGCUACUUUUGACAUGGCCAAGAGCAGCUUCUGUCUGGUGCCUAUCAUCUGCCAGUUUCUUGGAUUACAAGCCGCUCUGCUGGACUCUUUGCUGAAUCAGAGCAAUAUUUACUAUCUGAAAGCUUCGGCGGAUGUUCCUUUGGAAAAUGUGGAUUCUUUGGUCUCAGUGGAGUCUGUAAAGUUAAUUGUGCAUGGAUAUCUGGGAUCCCGCACCCAUGGGUCUAUUAUGCCUCUGAGAAAUGCUUACACUGCCCAAGGAUAUGAGAAUGUCCUGGUAGCAGACUGGGGACCAGUAGCCAAUUUGGAUUAUCCAACCUCUCGUUUGGCGGUGAAGAAAGUGGCUCGCAUUCUGGCUAAAUUACUGGAGGACUUUCUCCAGAAACAUGGCAUAUCCUUGGAAGGAGUUCACGUCAUCGGUCACAGUUUGGGAGCUCAUAUCGCAGGACGAAUUGGUCGGUACUUUAAUGGAACUUUGGGCAGAGUCACGGGAUUGGAUCCUGCUCUUCCCCUUUUCUCAAGUAGAUCGGAAGACAGUUUGCACUCGAAUGCCGCUCAAUUUGUGGACGUAAUUCACACGGAUUACCCUUUGUUUGGGGAUAUUAGACCUCGAGGAACUGUGGAUUUUUAUCCGAAUUUUGGACUGGCUCCGCAACCAGGAUGCGAAAAUGUGGACGUUGUUGCCGCCAGUAAGCUACUUCAUGAGGCUUAUAGUUGCAGUCACAACAGAGCCGUUAUGUUUUAUGCAGAGUCCAUAGGAAUGCCCAAGAAUUUUCCAGCCAUUUCCUGCAGUUUAAAGGCCAUUAAAAGUCGACAUGUUGAGGACUGUCAAGCAGAAAAUUCUCAAGCCAAUAACACAGAAAUUUUUAUGGGCGAGCAUGUUGAUCGCAGCGCCACCCUGUAUUAUUAUUUGGCAACUAAUGGAGCGCCACCCUACGGCCAGGGCAGGAACUCACGGUUUGCUUUUUUGCAAUAGAUGGCGCCAGUUAUCCAUCUAUAUGUGAAAUUGUGGUUCUUUUUUACGUAGUAUGGCAAUAUAAAAGGAUAAAUCGAUAUUGAGAAUUGGCGCCAAAAUUCAAAGUAUUUUAAGGGAUAUAAAUUAUUGGAGGUUAAAUUCAUAAUGGCAUAGCUGCCAUAAAAAUGAUAUAAAAACUUUAUGAUAUAUUUUUGUUUCGAUUUCAAAUUAAAAAGGAUAGACCUGCAAAGUGUAUAAACUUAAGUUAGCUUCCUUUCU
Messenger RNA from Drosophila takahashii, 1251 nucleotides. Its product is annotated as lipase member H-A. The record is from RefSeq and is a predicted model, not a curated record. NCBI's taxonomy places the organism in Eukaryota, Metazoa, Arthropoda, Insecta, Diptera, Drosophilidae. Gene Ontology annotation, biological process: lipid catabolic process. Gene Ontology annotation, molecular function: lipase activity.